Calidris pugnax (ruff) is the source of this 587-nucleotide messenger RNA. RefSeq names its product THO complex subunit 7 homolog. Gene Ontology annotation, biological process: mRNA processing; mRNA export from nucleus. The transcript is spliced from 4 exons. Gene Ontology annotation, cellular component: THO complex part of transcription export complex. The record is from RefSeq and is a predicted model, not a curated record. The annotation marks the transcript as partial. NCBI's taxonomy places the organism in Eukaryota, Metazoa, Chordata, Aves, Charadriiformes, Scolopacidae.
AAUGGCUCCCUCAAGGCCUGGGGUGGGACCCGCGCUCGGGCCCGGGAUGCGGCUGCCAUUAAACAGGAGGUUUUUGGGUUUGUUUUUUUUUUUUUCCCCUCAGAUGAAGUUAUCCGCAAGCGGCUGCUGAUCGAUGGCGAUGGUGCUGGUGACGACAGGCGGAUCAAUUUGUUGGUGAAGAGUUUCAUUAAGUGGUGUAAUUCCGGAUCUCAAGAGGAAGGUUACAGCCAGUACCAACGAAUGCUGAGUACUUUAUCACAGUGUGAAUUUUCAAUGGGAAAAACUCUUCUGGUGUACGAUAUGAACCUGAGAGAAAUGGAAAAUUAUGAAAAAAUCUAUAAGGAUAUAGAAAAUAGUAUAGCUGCAGCACAUGAGAAGAUUUCUGAAUGCAAAAAACAAAUCCUGCAAGCAAAAAGGAUUCGAAAAAAUCGCCAAGAAUAUGAUGCAUUGGCCAAAGUUAUACAACACCAUCCAGACAGACAUGAAACAUUGAAGUGAGUAUGAGACUACAUUAAAUUAUAAUAAGCCAGUAAGCUGGACGUCACCAGAUUUGACAUUUCCUUGGUUUCAGUUUGACCUUUCCUCAC